This is a messenger RNA of Arabidopsis arenosa, 1627 nucleotides long. NCBI's taxonomy places the organism in Eukaryota, Viridiplantae, Streptophyta, Magnoliopsida, Brassicales, Brassicaceae. The record is from the annotation of a GenBank genome assembly.
CCACCGAGAGGCGAGCUUUGCCUACACCGAGACUCGAUCAUCUCCAAGUUGUCUCCUUUUAUAAUCCAUCCACACAUUCAUACCACAAUGGAUUAGAAAUCGAGACAAAUCUUCGGACAAAAUCGAUUCUUGUUAUUUGCAAUAAAGAACUCAGAAACUUAUUUCUCCUCUAAAACUUUUGAAUCGAUUCCUGCAAUCCCAGAAAGUCUUCGUCUUUCCCCUGUUUCUGUUGUUCAUACUCGAGUGCCAUUGGUCAGGCUGUGUUGUUGUUCUUCUUGGAGGCAUAGAAUCUUUCUAUGGGAGAAGCUCCAGCAAUUUCAGUGGAUCAUCUGGAGAACGGACACUCCAAUGGCGUCUAUGUGAAAUCUGAACCCAAGAACAUUGAGAUAUCAGUCGAAAUAGGCGAUCGAACUUUUGUGAUCGGUGGAAAUCAUGAAAGGAACAAUUUUUCCAUUGGGGUUCAAAUUCAUGACAAAAACAGUAACAAUUGGUUUAGUCCUAUUGUGCUUGGGACAGGUCCUAAGCCCAGCCAGGGGUACUCCGCGUUUGUUCUUGAACAAGGUCGGAUUUUGGUUAUUAAGAAAGGUCCACCUCGCAAUGAAUCCAUCUGGUUCCUCGAGGUAGAUAGUCCAUAUGUGCGGGAACAGAAGAAGUUACUAGGGAAGGAAGUUGUUGCGUGGAGUAAAGGUGUGAGGGGCAAUGCCGAGAAGCCUAUAGUUAUAAGCGGUCCUUCUGGAGUUGGAAAAGGAACGCUUAUAUCAAUGCUUAUGAAGGAGUUUCCUUCAAUGUUUGGGUUCUCAGUGAGCCACACAACUCGAUCUCCAAGGUCUAUGGAGAGAGACGGUUUUCAUUAUCACUUUGCUGAUAAAAAGGUUAUGGAGAAAGAAAUCAAAGAUGGAAAGUUUCUUGAGUUUGCUUCUGUUCACGGUAAUCUCUAUGGAACCAGUAUUGAGUCCGUUGAGAUGGUAACAGAUUCAGGAAAGAGAUGUAUUCUCGACAUUGAUGUUCAAGGGGCAAGGUCUGUGAGAGCGAGUUCUCUUGAUGCCAUAUUCAUAUUUGUUUGUCCCCCUUCAAUGAAAGAGCUUGAAGAUCGGCUCCGUGCUAGAGGAACCGAGACAGAGGAGCAAAUUCAAAAGCGGCUUAGAAAUGCUGAGGCAGAGAUCAAAGAGGGGAUAUCCUCGGGUGUUUUCGGUCUUAUUUUGUAUAAUGACAACCUUGAAGAAUGCUACAAGAAGCUCAAGAAACUCUUGGGGCUAGAUGAAGUCACUUCUGUCAAUGGUGUAGAAAUAGAAGAGAUCAAUCUUCCCACCGAGCACACGGUAUCUAAAAUGGAAGAUAAGAUCAUUAUUCAAGAAACAGGAAAAGAAACAAGGAACAAGAUUGUAUUGGAUAUAUCUUCGCUAAAUGGAGGAGCACCAGGUAGAACAAGAGGGAUUCUUGUCGACGCCAUAAAGUUUUAAGCGGACAAAGAACUGUUAUUUCAUUCAUUACAUAACCAUUUUUCCUUGGACUAGAUAAACGUUCAAAAAGUCUAUAUGCUGAUGAUGAUGAAAGAGUUUGGGGGUGUUGAUAUUAUUCGUUGUAAUUUUGAUUGACAAGACUCGAGGAAUCAAAGUUUGAGAUUUUU